AUGUCCUGCCUCUCGACCAUGCCGGCCACGCCCCGAAAGCUCGCGCGAUGCAGUGGCUCGGAGACCACAGUGGUUCCGGAGCUCAGCGACAGCGAGAGCCUCGAGGGGACCUGCUCCUCCAGCCUUCCUUCUCCACGCCCAGACACACCGGAGUGCGGUGUGGGCGGGCAGUGCAAGGUUUUCGUCAAGACUACGUUCCUCGAUGUGGAUGAGGGUGAAGGCCUCAUGCAGUGCUUCACGCAGCUGCGGGGUCGGACCAUGUCAGACUCGGCUUUGGUGAUCGCCUUCGACAUCGAGGAGGCCUACAUGCCCGGAAAGUUCAGUGAGGAGCAUGCCAGUGAUUGCACGGCAAAACCUACGGUGGCAAAGGCAACAGAGCCAGCCACCCAGCCGAAAUCGCAGCCAGUUCAGAAGAAGAUCAGCCCGGCAAAGCAGGCUUCGGGCAGAACGACCCUCAUGCUGCGCAACGUUCCCAAUAACUACACGCGAGAGAUGUUCCUAGCCCUCCUUGACGACAACGGCUUCGCUGGCCGCUACGACUUCGUCUACUUGCCCUGUGACUUCCGGCGCCAGGCGAACCUGGGCUAUGCCUUCGUAAACCUCGUGGAUGCCUCCGCCGUGGAUGCCGCCUGGGCCGCUUUCGAUGGCUUUGUGGAUUGGGCUCUGCCAACUCAGAAGGUUUGCGAAGUGGGCUGGAGUGGUCCUCACCAGGGGUUCAAGGCGCAUGUGGAGCGCUACCGGAACAGUCCGGUGAUGCACCGAAGCGUUCCGGACGCCUACAAGCCCAUCAUCUUCCAAGACGGCGUGCGCCAAAACUUCCCGCGGCCGACGAGGAAGAUUAAGGCGCCUGCCGGGGGAUGCUAA
Molecule: messenger RNA, 864 nt
Organism: Symbiodinium sp. CCMP2456
Lineage: Eukaryota; Dinophyceae; Suessiales; Symbiodiniaceae
Source: the annotation of a GenBank genome assembly